Molecule: messenger RNA, 2272 nt
Organism: Periophthalmus magnuspinnatus
Lineage: Eukaryota; Metazoa; Chordata; Actinopteri; Gobiiformes; Gobiidae
Gene: cyp4f3
Product: cytochrome P450 4F3
Exons: 13
Coding region: 18-1667 (549 amino acids)
Molecular function (GO): monooxygenase activity; oxidoreductase activity, acting on paired donors, with incorporation or reduction of molecular oxygen; iron ion binding
Source: RefSeq, a predicted model, not a curated record
AUCAGUAACUUCUCUUUAUGACCAUAGCUCACAUCACAUACAGUUUGGCCGUAUGUUUUUGCCUUUUUCUCACCAUGUCUAUUCUUCAUGGUGCUGUGAAUGUGCUGCUCAGGUUCUACAGUCCCUCUCACAUCCUGUUGGUGAUCGGAGCAGGAUUGGGGUCGAUGGUUGUGAUCUGGACCGCAAACCUGUUGAUGCGCCACGCCUGGUAUUCACACAAGCUGUCUUGCUUCAGCAAGCCGCCUACACACUCAUGGCUGAUAGGGCAUCUGGGCCAGAUGCAGAGCACAGAGGAAGGUCUUCUCCAGGUGGACGAGCUGGUGAAGACUUACAAACACUCCUGCAGCUGGUUCUUUGGGCCCUUCUAUCACUUCGUCAGGAUUUUCCACCCAGACUUUGCCAAACCUCUGCUCAUGGCACAUGGUAAUAUCACGGUAAAAGAUGAACUCGUCUAUGGCCACUUGCGCCCAUGGCUGGGAGAGAGUCUGUUGAUCAGUAAUGGUGACGUGUGGUCUCGUAAAAGGCGUCUCUUAACUCCUGCAUUUCAUUUUGACAUUCUGAAGAACUACAUCGUCAUAUUUAACUCUUCAACCAACAGCAUGCAUGAAAAGUGGAAGCGUAUGAUCCUGAAUGGAAAAAACAAUAUAGAGAUGUUUAAUGAUGUCACCCUGAUGACUUUGGAUAGUUUACUCAAAUGUGCUUUUAGCUGCAACAGCAACUGUCAGGAAUCCACCAGCGGGUAUGUGCAGGCCAUUGUUGAGAUGAGUGAUCUGAUCAUGGAAAGGAGGCUUAAAAUGUUACACCACUGGGAUUGGCUUUACUGGAAGACAGAGCAGGGGAAACGGUUCAAGAAGGCGUUGAGCAUUGUGCAUGGAUAUACUAGAGAUGUGGUUCAGAAGCGACGUGCUCUCAUCAGUCAACAGACAAAGAGUGAGAUCUCUAUGACGGCCCAGAGGAGGAAAGACUUUGUGGACAUUAUACUGUCUGCAAAGGAUGAAGAUGGACAAGGUUUGUCAGAUGAGGAGAUUCUAGCUGAGGCCAACACGUUCAUGUUUGCAGGUCAUGACACAACAGCCAGUGCAAUUUGCUGGACUCUGUAUAAUUUAGCUCAACACAGCCAUUACCAAGAAAAAUGCAGAGAGGAAGUGAAGGAGCUGUUAAAAGAACGCAACGGACAAGAAAUUGAAUGGGAGGAUUUGACCAGCCUCCCCUUCACCACCAUGUGCAUCAAAGAAAGUCUACGGCUCCACUCUCCAGUUCAAGCUGUCACCAGGAAAUACACCCAAGACAUGACUCUGCCUGGAAACCGAACUGUCCCUAAGGGUGUCAUUUGCUUGGUCAGUAUCUACGGCACGCAUCACAACCCCAUUGUCUGGUCAAAUCCCCAUGAGUUUGAUCCCAUGCGUUUUGACCCAAACAACAGAGAAGCACAAUCUUCCUCUGCUUUCAUCCCCUUUUCAGCAGGCCCACGGAACUGCAUUGGACAAAAAUUUGCCCUGGCAGAACUGAAAGUAGUGGUGGCGCUGACCCUGCUCCGAUUUCGCCUCAGUCCUGGAGUCAACCCUGACGGGGGGACGACUGACGUGCGACGCCUUCCUCAACUGGUUCUGCGAGCUGAAGGAGGACUGUGGCUGCAGGUGGAACCACUCAACUCUAAAGGAUCAUAGUUAUUGACUGUAAACAUGUUUAGCCUUUUGUGGUGCACCUCCAGUUUUAGGUUGCUCCAAAUAAGCUUCAUUUAUAGCGCUUUUCCACUUUCAAGACACUCAAAGCGCUUUACAUCAAGGACCCACACACACAUUCACACACACAUUCAUACACCAGUGUAAGCAGACACAGGGGGUGAGGUGGGUUAAGUGUCUUGCCUAAGGACACAACGACAGCAUUCAUCUGUGGGAGCUGGAAUCGCACUGGAUCUGACCACUCAACCAACGAUGUUUACUUCAAGAGCGGGAUUCGAACCACCAACCUUCAGAUCAGUGGACACACACUCACCUGAUUAUUAUUAGAGUUUCAUGAAUAGUUGUAAAAGUGCAGUUCAUGGCCUAAUGCAUUAAUAGAACAAAAACAUGCUCUUGCCAUAAAGACAUCUCCCCCAAAAAAGAAAAAAAAAAAAGUAAAAUAUUUGACACAAAUUAUGGGCUACACAGACAUAAUAUUCAGCCAUUUUCCUGCGUGCUUCCCAUUGGCAGUGCUUCUUCUUGUUAUUAUGCAGCUAUACACUUUGAGAUUAUGUUUUAUUUUAAUGUUUUAUUAAAUCACUUUACAUGUG